AUGUUUACGAUCACAGUGUCCGACGUGCCUUGCGGCCGAGGAAACAUUGGCUCACGCACGGCGAGGCUGGUCGGAGGACAGAACGCGAUACCACACGAGUUCCCUUGGAUGGUGAGCAUCAGCAGAAAAGGAGGACACUUCUGCGGCGGUACCAUUCUUAAUUCAAGAUUCGUCCUGACUGCAGCCCAUUGCCUCUGUUCAGCCACCUCCGUAAUUCCCGUCGGUCAACUGAGGAUAAGGCUCGGCGAGUACAAUUUGAAGGGACCGGAAGUGCCGGCGUCGAAAGAAGAGAGAGUUGCAAACGCCAUCUUGCACCCUGGCCACAAGUGCGGAAAAUACGUGGACGAUAUUGCCCUUCUGGAACUCGCAAGGCCAAUCGCUUGGUCUGAGAGCGUGAAACCCGCCUGUUUACCUGUGGCCACAGGGAAACCAGGGUACAGCGCCUUCGGCGGGGAACUCGCCAGGGCCGCUGGAUGGGGUUGGUUCGGCGAAGACAGGUCCAAAUAUAAACGGGCGGACGUGUUGCAGAAAGUGGAGGUUCGCGUGAUCGAGAACAAGCUGUGUCGCGAAUGGUACGCCAGUCAGGGCAAGCUGACCCGCGUGGAGUCGAAGCAAAUGUGCGCUGGCCACGAAGAAGGUGGCCGCGACUCUUGCUGGGGUGAUAGCGGAGGUCCUCUGAUGAUCGGAAGUCAUCCUCAUGGUAGCGUAAUGGUCGUAGGGGUGGUUUCAUCGGGAGUAGGAUGCGCUCGACCACGACUUCCGGGUGUGUAUACUCGUGUCUCGGAAUACAUACCUUGGAUCACGCAACAUGUGCUGCGAUGAAGAAAGUUUGAAGAUUUUCUGUUUUAUUUAUUAGAUUUUUUAAGUAAAAUUUCAAUAGACACAGGAAAUAGUCAUUACUUGCAAUAUGUAUCUCACCGAUUGCAAUAAGUUAUGAAGAGUACAAAAUGUAACAAAAUAAUUAUCAGUUAAGAUGUUCAGCAAAGCUAU
Eufriesea mexicana is the source of this 990-nucleotide messenger RNA. RefSeq names its product transmembrane protease serine 9. Gene Ontology annotation, biological process: proteolysis. Lineage: Eukaryota; Metazoa; Arthropoda; Insecta; Hymenoptera; Apidae. The transcript has 4 exons. Gene Ontology annotation, molecular function: serine-type endopeptidase activity. The coding region runs from base 1 to 822 and encodes 273 amino acids. The record is from RefSeq and is a predicted model, not a curated record.